Messenger RNA from Hevea brasiliensis (rubber tree), 2812 nucleotides. Its product is annotated as G-type lectin S-receptor-like serine/threonine-protein kinase At4g27290. Bases 62 to 2512 code for a protein of 816 amino acids. Gene Ontology annotation, molecular function: ATP binding; protein serine/threonine kinase activity. NCBI's taxonomy places the organism in Eukaryota, Viridiplantae, Streptophyta, Magnoliopsida, Malpighiales, Euphorbiaceae. The record is from RefSeq and is a predicted model, not a curated record. The transcript is spliced from 7 exons. Gene Ontology annotation, biological process: protein phosphorylation; recognition of pollen.
ACCAUCUAUAACAACUACUCCCUAUGCACCAGAUUGUUAUAAAGCAAACCUUUCCGUAACAAUGGCCAAUGCCAACGGCACAAAUCUGAGAAAAUCAACUACUUGCAUUAGCAUGCUUUGGUUUUGCUUUUCUUGGCUCUUGUUAUCACAAACUUCCACUUCACUAGACACUCUCUCUCCAGGUCAAUCCAUCAAAGAUGGCGAGACUCUGGUCUCAAAAGGUGGAAUAUUCGAACUGGGAUUUCACAGACUAGGAAAUUCAAAUAAACGUUAUUUGGCAAUAUGGUACAAGGAAGCCAAGGCCUUUUCAGUUGUUUGGGUUGCCAAUAGAGAAACCCCACUUCUUGAUUCUUCAGGAGUUCUGAGUUUCUCUAAGAAAGGACUUCUGGUCCUGCUCAAUGGAAAAAAUAGUACAGUUUGGUCAUCCAAUAAAACAACACCUGCACAGAGUCUGCUUAUGCAGCUCUUGGACACGGGAAAUCUUGUAGUAAAUGAUACCCAGUCGGUUAACUAUCUGUGGCAGAGUUUCGAUUCUCCUUGUGACACAUUACUCCCAGGAAUGAGAAUUGGACGAAAUUUCUCAACUCGUCAGGACAGAUUUCUAACAUCCUGGAAGAGCGCAAACGAUCCUGCUCCAGGUCAAUUUUCGCUGUGGAUAGAUCCUCGUGGGUUCCCGCAGCUUGUUCUUAGGAAUGGAACUGCUAUGCAUUAUAGACUUGGGUCGUGGAAUGGCCUUCGUUUCACGGGAACUCCUCAAUUGCCUGCACAAAUAGAAUUGUUCGAGUAUGAGUUUGAAUUGAACAACAACGGGGUGUAUUAUGAGUAUGAGGUCAAGGGAAACUUGAUGUCGAGGUUAUUUGUGAAUCGAUCAGGUUUCGUGGAGCGUUUUGCACGAGAAAACCAAUCAAAUGGUUGGAGAAAUUUAUAUUCAGCACCACUAGAUCAGUGCGACAAGUAUUCACUUUGUGGUGCACAUAUGAAAUGCGAUAUCAUAGGUGACCUGCCAAAUUGUGUUUGCCUGGAAGGCUUUGUAUCGAAAUCUCCUAAAAAUUGGAGUGCUGGAUGUGUUAGAAAGACCCCAUUAGAUUGCAAAGCUGGAGAUAUCUUUCGGAGUUAUACAGGGUUGAAGUUGCCGGACACAUCUGGUUCUUCGUACAAUAUGACCAUGAGCCUUGCAGAAUGCAAGGAAAUGUGCACAAGAAACUGCAAUUGCACAGCGUAUGCAAAUUCAAACAUCAAGGGCAGUGGCUGCUUGCUAUGGUUUGGAGAACUGGCUGACAUGAGAGAGUAUAAUGAAGGAGGGCAAAACAUUUACAUAAGGAUGUCCUCUUCAAAACCAGAUCAAGCUAAGAAGAAGCAGAUAGGUAUCAUCGUCACGUCUGCGAUACUUGUGGGAAUGCUUGUGGUGGGAAUUAUAGUUUGCAUACAAAGGAGGAAAAAGAGCAUGCAAGGAAUGGCAAAUGGCAUUCACAUGAAUGAUAACGAAAACAAUGAGGGAACGGAAGACAUGGAAUUGCUAACAUUUGACAUAACCACCAUAACAAAAGCCACAAAUAAUUUUUCAAGAGACAACAAGUUGGGGCAAGGUGGUUUUGGACCUGUAUACAAGGGAACAUUGCCUGGUGGGCAAGAAAUAGCAGUGAAAAGGCUUUCAAAAAGUUCUGGACAAGGGCAAACAGAGUUCAAAACUGAAGUUAUCUUGAUCUCCAAACUUCAGCACAGAAAUCUUGUUAGACUUCUUGGAUGUUGCUUUCAGAAAGAUGAAAAAAUGUUGAUCUAUGAGUUUAUGCCCAACAAGAGCUUAGAUUUUUUUAUUUUUGAUCAAAUGAGAAGCAAUUAUCUUGACUGGCCUAAGCGUGUCCACAUUAUUGGAGGAAUUGCUAAAGGGCUUCUCUAUCUUCAUCAGGACUCAAGACUAAGAAUUAUCCAUAGAGAUCUCAAGGCAAGCAAUGUGUUAUUAGAUAAGGACAUGAAUCCCAAAAUUUCAGACUUUGGUAUGGCUAGAAUUUUUGGAGGGGACCAAACGGAGGCAAAUACAAAUAGAGUAGCAGGAACAUAUGGUUAUAUGGCUCCAGAGUAUGCAGUGGAUGGGCUUUUCUCAAUGAAAUCAGAUGUCUUUAGCUUUGGUGCAUUAGUGUUGGAGAUAGUAAGUGGGAAGAAAAAUAGAGGAUUUUCUCACCCAGAUCACAACCACAAUCUUCUUGGACAUGCGUGGAAGCUGUGGAUUGAAGAGAGGCCAUUGGAACUAGUGGAUCAUAUGUUAGAUUCUUUUGCCACAUUCGAAGUGUUAAGAUGCAUUAACGUGGGCUUAUUGUGUGUUCAACAAAGGCCGGAAGACAGGCCAAACAUGUCAUCUGUGGUCGUAAUGUUGGGUAGCGAGAGCUCAUUGCCUCAACCGAAGCAACCUGGCUUUUUCACAGAAAGAAAUAUGCCUGAAGCAGAAUCUUCAUCAAGUGGGCAUGGAUCAACAUCAGUAAAUGAAAUGAGUACCUCAUUUCUAGAGCCCCGGUAGAAGAUUACCACUCAGGUCUCAAACCCUAGUGCAGAUAUAUUUCUAAUCAUUAUCCAGCAUGUAAUAUAUGAAAUAGAGAAUAAGUUGAGCUGCGGGAAUGGCAAAGUCUCAUAUAAUUUUCCUCAUUGACUGGUCUGUUGCAACUUGUGAGUACAAAAGUAGUUUGAUCUCCAGAUGUGCAAUAUAAAUGCUAGUGUGCUUUGUGUCAAUAAUUGUAUUUUAUUGUGUUAUGCUAGUGAGGAGGGCAAAAUGUAACAGUAAUAAUGAAAAACUUGAAUAUUAUAUCUUUUAGGAUGUGUA